Molecule: messenger RNA, 1654 nt
Organism: Calypte anna (Anna's hummingbird)
Lineage: Eukaryota; Metazoa; Chordata; Aves; Apodiformes; Trochilidae
Gene: DDT
Product: D-dopachrome tautomerase
Exons: 3
Coding region: 42-398 (118 amino acids)
Molecular function (GO): phenylpyruvate tautomerase activity
Source: RefSeq, a predicted model, not a curated record
GGAGCGGGUCCGGGCGGAGGAGGAGCGGGGUCAGAACCGCCAUGCCGUUCGUGGAGCUGGAAACCAGUCUGCCGGCUGAGCGGCUGCCCCCGGGGCUGGCCCAGGGGCUCUGCGCUGCCACCGCUGACAUCUUGGGCAAACCGGCGGAGCGGGUGAACGUGACGGUGCGGAGCGGGCUGCCCAUGGUGGUGUCCGGCUCUGCAGAGCCCUGUGCCCAGCUGCACGUCUCCUCCAUCGGCGUGGUGGGCUCGGCGGAGCAGAACCAGCGGCACAGCGCCCGCUUCUUCGACUUCCUGACGGCCCAGCUGGGGCUCGGCCCCGAGCGGAUUGUCAUCCGCUUUUACCCGCUGGAGCCCUGGCAGAUUGGAAAGAACAGGACAGUCAUGACAUUCCUGUGAUUGCUUGAGUGGCCACUUGGAACAAAGCAAUGAUGAAGACAACGUAGAGAUGACCAGCUCCAUCUACUUGUUUCUUCUUAUAAUCAAAUCUGGGUAGCUCUGCACCUUCACCUGAUAAUUCACUUUUGUCUUUGUGUUCCUUGAACACAAAGCUGAAGAGUGAGGCAAUCAGAUGUACUAAUUUUAUUAAAAUAGUUCAAGGUCUUUGUCUCAAGCCUGUCUUGCAGCACUCACUGCUUGUGCCUGUGAGUGGUGAUGGCAAUAUAUGGGCUGAGAAGAAGCUCUCCUGCAGUAGAAAAAACUUGAACUCUAGAGCACAUAUGGCACUAUUGAGGACCAGGGAGGUUCCUGGGUUCAUCCAAAUUUCCUCAUAGUUUGCAAGGCAGGAAAAUCCUUCUUUUUGUUUCUCUGUGGCAGCAGAAGUGUCCAGGGCAGGCUCAGAAGACCUAGGAGUCAAAUUCUUCUCUUUAGGCUCCUUAAAAGCCCUUUUGGGAAAGGGAUGUGAUUAUAGAAUAGGAAAUUUAUGUAUUUAUAUAAUUCUAUUUAAGGCUCAUACCAGAUUCUGUGCUUUGGCAUUGCCAGCCCUGUUGGCUGCUCCUAAAAACUUAUUUCUCUGCAAGAUUUCCAUGGCUGAAUGUUUGCCGAUGACAGUGUGUAAGGGAGAGUCUCUUGUGAAGAAUUGCACUGUGCCACAGGAAAAUAUUUUGAAGGUUCUGCUACUGACAGCUUUAAUUCCUGUCAUUCAUCCAGCUGUUCACUAUGUUUCUACUCACCCCACUGUUAUGGGGGGUUUUGGGUUGAUGCAGCAUCUCACUGUGUUCUGUCAGUUGUGUUUUCAGCUCACUGUUCCUGCAGGGAAGUGUUUUGGGUGGUUUAGGACCCAUACGCUCCCUCACUUUAUAACUGGAAUACGCAUGGCAUUUUACUUCUCCACUUUGUAACAGGGAGUUCAGGAGCUCAAAGGAUGUGAGAACAUGUCCUCAGGACAUGGAAGUCCACGUGAACACAAGGCUGAAGGGUGCUUCUGCACUCCUUUGGCAUUCUGAUUAGAGUUUUACUUGUUUAUGACUUGAGGUCUUAAGAUAGUUGAAAAUAAUUGAAUUACCGUUUGAAGUUGGUUUGUUCCAUGUGCAUCAUAAACAUCAUCUGUGUUUGUAAAAUCUGUCAGAAAUAUAGUACCAAACACAAAUUUGUGUGUCAGGCUAUGGGGAGGGGGGGCUACACCUUAUCUGAUUAAUAAAAAGUAUCAAAGCCUU